Molecule: messenger RNA, 1566 nt
Organism: Pseudovirgaria hyperparasitica
Lineage: Eukaryota; Fungi; Ascomycota; Dothideomycetes; Acrospermales; Acrospermaceae
Product: nucleotide-diphospho-sugar transferase
Exons: 3
Coding region: 151-1464 (437 amino acids)
Biological process (GO): biosynthetic process
Cellular component (GO): cytoplasm
Molecular function (GO): transferase activity
Source: RefSeq, a predicted model, not a curated record
GGGCAGUAACAAUCAGCAAACACUGUCUGUAAGGUACAUCUGCUUGCUUGACCUUCUUCAGCCUUAAUCUGAAUUCACUCUCAGCUAAUCACGUAGACACCAUACGCUGCUUAAACCUUUGAGUGUUUCUCCACAACUUCAUUCGUCGCAAUGAGCCUGAACAUACCCCACCGAGGCAAAGGUGGGAAGUCAACUAAGGCUGUCAUUUUGGUCGGCGGGCCGUCUAGAGGCACUCGGUUCAGACCACUUUCACUUGACGUACCAAAACCGCUUUUCGACGUCGCCGGCCAUCCUAUCAUUGAACACUGCUUUCGCGCGGUUGCGAAGGUCCCCGAAAUUAAAGAAGUCUUCAUUGUCGGCUACUACGAUGAGUCUGUCUUCCGCGAUUUUAUCAAGGACUCCUCCAAAUCCUUCCCACAAAUUCGCGUACAGUACUUGAGAGAAUACCAAGCCCUAGGGACCGCCGGCGGUCUAUAUCAUUUUCGUGAUCAGAUUUUGAAGGGUCAGCCAGAUCGACUCUUUGUGCUCAAUGCGGACGUGUGUUGCUCAUUCCCGUUGGGAGAGAUGUUGAAACUGUACGAAGACAAAGAUGCGGAGGCUGUAAUUCUGGGCACAAGAGUUAGCAACGAAGCCGCAACAAACUUUGGAUGCAUUGUCUCGGACCCACCAACGAAGCGCGUGUUGCAUUAUGUGGAGAAGCCAGAGUCGCAUAUCUCGAACCUGAUCAAUUGUGGCGUAUAUCUAUUUUCAACGGAAUGCAUCUUCCCCGCUAUCCGCUCCGCCAUCAAACGCAGGACCGAGCGACCCAGGCUGCUCUCAUACCCAUCAUCCGAGAACUUGGAGUCCUCGAUGUACCCAGGCGAUGAUGAUGAUGAGAAAGAUCAGAUGAUCCGCCUCGAGCAAGACAUCCUUUCGAGCGUAGCGGACAGUCGCCAGUUCUUCGUCCUGGAGACCAAGGACUUUUGGCGACAAAUCAAGACUGCGGGCUCUGCCGUCCCCGCAAAUGCCCUGUAUCUUACCAAGGCAUUCCAGAAUGGCUCCGAAGAGCUCGCUGCACCAUCGGCGAAUAUCCUGCCCCCUGUUUUCAUCCACCCUACUGCCAAUGUCGAUCCUACGGCAAAGCUCGGGCCUAACGUCUCUAUCGGCCCGCGUGCUAACAUUGGAGCCGGCGUCCGUAUCAAGGACUCUAUCGUGCUCGAGGAUGCAGAGAUUAAGCACGAUGCAUGUGUGCUAUACUCAAUCGUUGGCUGGGGUAGCAAAGUCGGAUGCUGGGCGCGGGUAGAAGGUACGCCCACGCCAGUCACAAGUCAUAGUACCAGUAUCGUGAAGAACGGUGUCAAAGUGCAGAGCGUCACUAUCUUGGGUAAAGAGUGUGCCGUUGGGGAUGAGGUCAGAGUGCAGAACUGUGUUUGUCUGCCUUACAAAGAGCUCAAGAGGGAUGUCGCGAACGAGGUCAUCAUGUAAACAGCACACGACUCGUUCAAACUCUAUUUUAGACAGCCAACAAACCUAGCAUCACAAGUAUAUAUAAAUUAAUCAACGACAGCCAUGAAGCGCUACACCAAG